AUGGCAAGCCGGACCUUCUUCGCAUCCUGGGAGCUAUGGCAGCAGAUGACCUUCGUCCUGGCCAUGGGUAUUGCCCUCGUGUUUCUGAUCGGCCUGGUGAAGCUGUGGUGGACGAAUCGCCACAUGGAGAGAAUCGAGCAGCUCGACGCCGAGAAACAAGAGCGCACUCCCCAGAUACACAGGCCUGGACUUUCAGCUGAUACACGCAGGUCUCGGCUGGAGAGAGAGAUUCCGUUUGGAGUCAAGGCCAUCGAGUCAGGCGCCGAGGCAGACGGCGUUUGGGUUGUGAGGAUGGUGUCCAUGGCGACACGGCCGCCGGACAGGAAAUGGACUUCCAGCAGGAAAGUUUCUGGCAGGGCUGGUGGAAUUGCCAAGAAGGAGAGCCUCAAGCACUCUGCACAGCCUGGAAAGAAGCCCGAGAGCCCGCCGCCUCGUGAAGCACAGCUUCGACCCAAUGACUCCGAAGCAGAUAGACGGCUCCAGGACAGUAUUGCUUGCGAGGAGGACAUUGCCGGCCAGUCUCAGCCUGGGCACGCAGGACCUCUUGGCCGGAUACAGAGAUCUCUCAAGAAGAUGGCCUCGUCCGAGUUAUGGGUCCAGCAGCAGAGUAAGCGUGGUGGCGGACAAGAAGCCAGAGAGUUCCGCAACAACGCCGAGGCGAGAAAACCCCAACGUUUUUACCCACAAGUUGCCGCAUCAGCCGCGCCCAGACGCGGGAUUUCCAGUAAUGAGUCGGUUCCGGGGCGGAAGUCGAGUCUUUACAGCAUAUCAAACAACAACUCAGCAGGAGCUGCAAAGUGUGGACCGACUGCCGUCAGAAGCACGCAGCAAUCGCGGCCGGCGGCGACCACUUCCCGAAGCCAUCAUCUGCGCAAGGCGUCGUGGGUUUCGAGCACCUCGUCGGUGGAGUCGUUUGCGACAAGCGUGGAGGAGCUCAAGGGGUUCGUGCCAGGGCCGCAGUCGCAGCCGCAGCCGCAACCGCAGCCGCCGCCGCUCGAACACCACCCGGUCUUCUCCAGCAGCGACCUGACCGCAGCAUCCGAGCUGACGUUCGGCCGUAGGCGCUCCCACCACUUGCCCUCGGCGCACGAGGGCCAAGCACGUCAUUCGUCCUCGGAGGACGGGAGCUCCAUGCACGAGCAACAGCAGCACGACGCGGCCAUACGAUCGUCGGCGGCGACUGCACUGCGAUACCCCCCAAACAGCAGCCGCAGCGCCAAUUACAUCCAACAGCCCCGCCCGCAGUCGAAUGCUUCCGACCAGCAGCCUCGGCCUGGGGCCGGCGCCUGUUUCGCGGCGCAGCCCAGUCCCACCUUUGGGCCCAGUGAUACGUACAUCAACACUAGCGCGCGGAAGGUGAACGCCAAUUUUGAGAUCCUCCCGGCCGGUACAUUUGGGCUGCCCGAGCAACACGGCCUCGGAGAGCCUGCCAGCACAGCCGCGGGCGUGAGGUCAUCCUUUGAUUCCCAAGGCAGCGUGAGGAAAAAGUUGCAGAAGCAGAGGACCAGCCGCAGUUACAGCAGGUGA
This is a messenger RNA of Diaporthe batatas, 1527 nucleotides long. RefSeq lists its product as uncharacterized. NCBI's taxonomy places the organism in Eukaryota, Fungi, Ascomycota, Sordariomycetes, Diaporthales, Diaporthaceae. The transcript is spliced from 2 exons. Bases 1 to 1527 code for a protein of 508 amino acids. The record is from RefSeq and is a predicted model, not a curated record.